This is a messenger RNA of Ostrea edulis (European flat oyster), 1200 nucleotides long. Its product is annotated as sin3 histone deacetylase corepressor complex component SDS3-like. Gene Ontology annotation, molecular function: histone deacetylase binding. NCBI's taxonomy places the organism in Eukaryota, Metazoa, Mollusca, Bivalvia, Ostreida, Ostreidae. Gene Ontology annotation, cellular component: Sin3-type complex. The transcript has 10 exons. The coding region runs from base 14 to 982 and encodes 322 amino acids. Gene Ontology annotation, biological process: negative regulation of transcription by RNA polymerase II. The record is from RefSeq and is a predicted model, not a curated record.
UGCACCACAUCCGAUGAAAACAAAUAUGGCGUCGAGCUACACAUCGUCUCCUCGAUACAUAAAUGACACGGAUUAUGAUGAUAUCGAUAGCCUAGAUUUAGACGAUGAUCGAGAUUUCGAAAAUUUUACCGAUGAAGCAAUGGCUUCCUUCAACACAGAAGAUGCUAGUGAAACUGACAUGGUUAAGCGUGAAACAGAGUACACAGAAAUCAAAGAACAAAUGUAUCAAGACAAAUUGGCCCAUUUAAAGAAACAGCUGACACAGUUAGAAGAGGGCACCCUUCCUGAAUAUAUCAAAAAAAGGAAAAAAAUCGACCAGCAGUAUAAAGAACGAAUUCGUAUCAAUGAAAUCUGGCGAGAAUUUGAGCUUGAUGUGGUAGAAAGGGAAUAUAUAAAGGAAAAGAAGGCAUCCGUCAAAGAUUUUGAGGAAAAGAAAAUAGAACUUAAAGAGAAUCUCAUUGUGGAGUUGGAAGAGAAAAAGAGAAAUAUUGAAAAUGAAAGAAAUUCCAUGGACCUUACAGGAGGAUUCCUGUUAUCCGACUCGAUGGAAAUCAAACCAGUCACCACAAGGAAGCUACGCAGGAGACCCAAUGACCCAAUGCCUCUACCAGAGAAAAGAAGGAAGCAAACACCUGCUCAGUUAAAUCUCUAUCUGGACGAUGUAGACAUAAUGGAGGACUUGCGCAUCAUUAACAAGGUCAGCGGGAAGCCAGUCAGCAAAAAAGUCACCCCUCAUCCAUCACCCCUAGAACCCAUUAUAGCUGAAGCCAAAAUUGAUGAUGGGAGGUUAUAUUAUGAUAAGAGAUGGUUUCAUCGGAAUCAACCAGUAUUUGUUGAGUCAAAAGAUAUGGGAAAGUUCACUGGGGUGAUUACAGCAGUAGGCACGCAAGAGAUUUGGAUUCGAAAAAUUCCAGACAAUUGUAAAAUGAGAAUUUCAGUUGGACAGUUAGAAAAAGGACAGAUAUAUUUGAGAAGGAGGUGAAAAGUGCCGGUUGGUUUUCAUACAUUUGCUGAUGUUUCUUACUAAGAAAGGUUGUCACCAGAGUUAGGGGAUGGAAACCAUUCCCUGUCUUGAGGGCCGAGGCAAUUUUGGAGGGAGAAUUGAUCACUGCCAUUAAUCAAUGUACAUAUUGUAUGAUGUUUUAACAGUCUACAUAAAAUUUAUUGCUCUGAGAGUAUUAAAAAUGUUUUGUUGAUUAA